Exophiala oligosperma is the source of this 1098-nucleotide messenger RNA. Its product is annotated as tartrate dehydrogenase. NCBI's taxonomy places the organism in Eukaryota, Fungi, Ascomycota, Eurotiomycetes, Chaetothyriales, Herpotrichiellaceae. Bases 1 to 1098 code for a protein of 365 amino acids. The transcript has a single exon. The record is from RefSeq and is a predicted model, not a curated record. Gene Ontology annotation, molecular function: magnesium ion binding; oxidoreductase activity, acting on the CH-OH group of donors, NAD or NADP as acceptor; NAD binding.
AUGUCACCACCAUCGACACUCAAGAUCGCCGUGAUCCCUGGAGAUGGGAUAGGACAAGAAGUCAUGCCUUGGGGGGUGAAGUGUCUGGAAGCGGCCGCCAAAGUAUUCGACCUGUCCCUUCAAUUCGAGACGUUCGACUUUGCUUCUUGCGACUACUACCAAAAGCACGGCGACAUGUUGCCGACGGACUGGAAGGCGACACUCUCCAAAUUCGACGCCAUCUACUUUGGUGCCGUGGGGAUGCCUUCUCUGGUCCCGGACCAUGUGUCCCUCUGGGGUAGUUUGUUGAAAUUCCGACGGGAGUUCGACCAGUACAUCAAUUUGAGACCCGCCAGGUUGAUGCCGGGGGUCAAGUGUCCCCUGGCAGGUCGAUCACCCGGCGACAUUGAUUUUUGGAUCGUGCGAGAAAACACCGAAGGGGAAUACAGUUCCAUCGGUGGGACCAUGUUCGAAGGGACCGACCGCGAAACCGUCAUACAAGACACCGUCAUGACCCGUCGAGGUGUCGACCGGGUCGUCCGGUACGCGUUUGACCUGGCGAGACGUCGGCCCAAGAAACACCUGACCUCCGCCACCAAAUCCAACGGCAUCAGCAUCACCAUGCCUUAUUGGGACUCACGGGUCGCCGAGAUCUCCGCCAGAGAAUACCCGGACGUCAAGCUGGACAAGUACCACAUCGACAUCUUGACGGCCCAUUUCGUCCUACACCCGGACAUGUUUGAUGUCAUCGUCGGUAGUAAUUUGUUCGGCGACAUCCUCUCCGACCUGGGCCCGGCAUGUACCGGCACCAUAGGGAUCGCACCUUCGGGGAACAUCAACCCGACCGGAGAGUUUCCGAGCUUGUUCGAACCCGUCCACGGGAGUGCCCCCGACAUCUUCGGCAAGGGCAUAGCGAACCCGGUCGGCAUGAUCUGGGCCGGCCAGAUGAUGCUGGACCACUUCGGUUACAAACCGGCGGCGGACGCCAUGCUCAAGGCGGUCGAGAACGUCUUGGCCAGAUCAGAACAGGCCGUGGUCACGGCGGACGUGGGUGGGAAAGGAACGACGGACACCUUCGGCCAGGCCAUCGAAAAGGAGAUUUUGAAUAUGAAACAAUAA